Messenger RNA from Dreissena polymorpha, 9313 nucleotides. RefSeq lists its product as uncharacterized. The transcript is spliced from 6 exons. Gene Ontology annotation, cellular component: cytoplasmic ribonucleoprotein granule; nucleus. Gene Ontology annotation, molecular function: metal ion binding; mRNA binding; RNA endonuclease activity. The record is from RefSeq and is a predicted model, not a curated record. Bases 102 to 3290 code for a protein of 1062 amino acids. Lineage: Eukaryota; Metazoa; Mollusca; Bivalvia; Myida; Dreissenidae.
GGAAAUUCAACUUCGUGCAAGUGACAAGUCUUAUUUUGCAAGUAAACAACUCGAAUGAAUAAUGACUUUUUCCACCAGUAAAGACGUUUUGGUCAACGAUAAUGGAACAUGAACUAUUCUGCUUUGACGCAGUUCAAGCGCAGAUUGUUCAAGAAAACAAACGAUGGAUAGAAGAGUUAUUUCAUGUAGAAAUUGUCAUAAAAAAUGACACCUCGGUUGACCCAGUUUUUUUCAAGUGUGCUGUUGUCCUCAAUACGCACAAUACACUGGAAAUUCUGGACAAGACUAAAAAAUACAUAGCCAUCAUCACAGACAUUUUGCCUGACCUAGUAACAAUAACAGAUAACUUUGAGAGCUGUGUGGUUGAAGCAGUUCUGGGUUUUAAAGCCCCCAUUGAAUAUUUAAUUGGGACAGUUGUAUUCCCAGGAAGCGUAAGUGAUUCGUUAGUCGUGAAAGGGUUGAGUUGUGAUAUCGACGUAACCAACAAACUUCUUGACGAGCUUGAACAAUGGCAAUCAGACGACAAAGAUUUGGCAACUUUUCCUGUAGAAGAAGUAAUUCAACAGUGUUUGUCGGAAAUAGACGUCUUAGAUUCACAAUCAGCAUUGCUUCUGAUACCUCGCAAGUACUUAUAUUCAAAAGAUCUUAGUCAGGAAAAUCAAAAUCAGAAUGGUAGUGACAGUGGUUUGAAGGUUCUGCGAGCUUUUCAAAAUCUGUCUAUUAUUGAAUCUGAUAGAGCAACAAAUGUAGAUGAUGAUUUUGUAUAUUAUAUAAAAACCAUUCCUGACUAUGAAACCAAAGUACAGUUCGCCUUGAAGCUUGGCUAUGGUGAAGAAGACUUAAUUCUUGCUCUGAGAAAUGUCGGGGAGUCUGCUGGGCAGAAUGAACUGUUAUCUGAGUUAAUUAAGAACUGCGCUGGGAAGCUGGAAAAUGUUACAGAGGAUGCUGAAGACAGGGGGACUGGUCCAGACCUUGCACUGGUCGAGCAAAGAUCACAGUUACAUGGCAAUGAUGAUGAUCCAUUCAGACACAUCAUCAUCGAUGGCAGCAAUCUGGCCAUGAGUCACGGUGCAAAGGACCAGUUCUCAUGUCGAGGUAUACAGCUGGCUGUGGAUUGGUUCCGAGAGCGAGGUCACACACACAUCACAGUCUUCGUUCCACAGUGGCGUAAGGAGACCACCAGAACUGACUCAAAAAUUAAAGAUCAGCAUAUUUUAACAGAACUUGAAAAAGACGGAAUAGUGGUGUUUACCCCUUCAAGAAGAAUAGGGGGCAAGAGAGUGAUAUGUUACGACGAUCGUUACAUUCUGAAUCUCGCUGUGGACACAGACGGUAUUGUUGUAUCCAAUGACAACUAUCGGGACUUGAUGUCUGAGAAUGAAAAAUACAAGAAAGUGGUUGAAGAGAGGCUUCUUAUGUAUACCUUUGCUGAUGACAGAUUUAUGCCCCCAGACGACCCUCUAGGUAGGAACGGUCCCACGCUGGACAACUUCCUGCUCAAGGUUUCAGCCAGCCCGGACCCCCUGCCCCCGGUCUGUCCGUACGGGAGCAAGAAGUGCACGUACGGGAACAAGUGCAAGUACUACCACCCGGAGCGCCGCACACAGCCCCAUAGACCUGUAACGGAGAAGUUGGCAGAGCAGGCAAAACACCUGCAGGAACUGAGGAGGAAGGAAACUGUGUCUAAUGAUACAGAAAAGAAGAAACUGACCAAGAAGACAUCCCUCGGGCGUACGAAAUCAGGGCCAGCAGAGACCAACAUAUCCCAAACACCGAUUUCUUUCUCAUUUGGAAGCCCUCCUGGGCAGGAGAAAGGUCGCGAUUUCAAUCAAAAACUCACAGAGAGUCGCUUGAAAAUGGAAAAAGAAAAAAGCAGUUAUGAAGGGAAACUACCUUUCCCUAGAACGCCUGAUAAAAAAACACUUCAGAAACCAAAGAAUUCAAAAACCUCAGCUGAGCUGUUAGAAAGGUCCAGUCCAAUAUUUGGCGACUUUCGUCAGCAGGGUUACAUUUCGCCACGUGAGAGUUCACCUGUUAACCUUUCUGUGGGCGGUCAUUUAGAGACAUCAGAAACCGGACAGAAGUUCUUAAGUGGACAUCUGUUGCUGGCAAAAAAGCUUUCAGACGAAGCCAAUGAAUCAGAAAUGUUGAAAAAGAAAGGUAAGUUGACAAACGACGAUGGGUCAAAAAUGAUCUCGCCGUUGGCAUAUUCUCCAGCUAACGCAUCCAAUGACUACGCAUCCCAAACACGUCAGCAGCCCAAACCAAAACAGAAGCUAGCUCGCGUGUGUUCACUACCUCCUGGUGAAGACCCUAGACAUGUUCAAAGGCACGCACCGCUCGACCAGACUCAUUCCUACGACCCACGGGGCAUUGCUGCACAUCAAGAUGAGAUGCCCAGAAACCUGAACCAAGGAUUUGGUUCUUACCAGCAACCACCCCUUAGUCCAAGUAGCUUUGGUAUAGGAAAACCAAUCUCAAGAAAUCAACCUUAUGAAUACCUGCAGGGUCACACGGCCUUGGCGCGAAUGCAAAGUGCACCCGACCCAUUCCUUGGUUCAAAACCGUCUUUCCAAGGGCCACCAAUCAUGACACGACAAAAUAGCUCCUCUGACACACAGCUAAAUAAAAUCCUCUGUCACCAUGACUUCGAGGGCAACACUCAAGAGCAUUUCAUGGCCAGAGGCCAGUUGGACAAUCAUCCUCCUGUAUUGAGGGAUACUUCUGGCUUAGUGAAGUUCCAAAUAGGAAACCAGGGGCCAUUUCAAACCCACCCCUCGCUCCAUGCAUCCAACUCAAUGCCAGUAUUUCGGCAGGACUACCGAUUUCACCAACCCUACAUGUCUGAAUAUCCUUCACAUGGGUUCCCAAACCAGUCUGCAAGUCCCUUCGUUAAAACCAGUUUUGGCCAGUUAGACGUAGCUCAGACUGGUUAUGAUUCCCAACGUCAUCAACUACAACAUCAAAGCCACUUUGUGAACCAGUCUAUUGUUGACUCGCAAUCUGCAUUGCCGUCAUACCAGCAUUAUUUCCCACCACCAGGCACUUGGUCGCAGACUGUGUCCCAAAACACUCCACAGAGUGCAUUGAUUUCAGCCCACCAGUCUAUAGGUUUUGGAGGCCCGUUUCCCAUAGACGCACCCAUAAUGCCAACUGACUGUAGGUAUAAAUUGUAUGUGGACUUGUGUCGACUCUUUCCAGAGGAGAAAGUUCGAGCUACAAUGAAUCAGCAUCCAGAGACAAAUAAUCCAGACGAGGUUUGUGCCUAUCUGAUUGGUGCAAAGAAAUGAGCUGAAUUUUAAUUGAAUAUAUGCUGCUGUUUGAAAUUUGAGAUACAGCAAUUUGCUUCUGUAUUACAUUAGUGCUUAAUCAAAGAUUUAAAAAAAACAACUCAGUAUUGGAUGUCUUAUAGGCGACUUUGUGUACAUACAUAAGAGUCAUCUUAAUUAUUUGUAAGUAAUGUGUGGUAGUUUAAUUUUGGGGGUUUCGUUUUCUAAGUUAUUAAACCGUUCAAUGCAAAUUUGCUGUAGAUCAAUGUACUUAUAAUUGACCCAGAUUAAUACAAUGUGCAGAUGCCUUAAAGGUAUUGCAUUUUUCAGGAUGUUAAGCUGAACUCUUAUUUUACUGAAAUUUCUCGCAUUAAAUUUAAAUACAAAAUAAUAUUAUCUGUAAAUUAAGUAUGUACUUACAUUAAAAUCUUUCUUUUUUCAUAGAAGGUAGAUUGGAAAAAAAACAUAAAUCACACAACAGAGGAGACUUUGAUAUCCAAAUUUAUAUCUUAUAUAUAAUAAGGAUUUUCAUGUUGUGUUAUUAUGCUCCCCCCAAAAAAAUUGGGGGGAGCAAAUAGUCGCCGCUUCGUCUGUCAGUCCGUCCAUCCGUGUGUCCGUCCGUGCACAAUUUUUGUCUGGGCUAUUUCUCCGCAACUAAUUACCAGAAUUCAAUGAAACUUUAUGGGAAGCUUCACUACCAAGAGAAGAUGUGCAUAUUAUCAGCGGGUUCUGGUCUGAUGAUUUUUCACAGAGUUAUGGUCCUUUGAAAUUUACCAUUAACUGUACAUAUAGUGCAAUUCUUGUUCGGGCUAUUUCUAAGCAACUUAUGACCGGAAUUCAAUGAAACUUUAUGGGAAGCUUCACUACCAAGAGCAGAUGUGCAUAUUAUCAGCGGGUUCUGGUCGGAUGAUUUUUCACAAAGUUAUGGCCCUUUGAAAUUUUAUAUAAAAAAAAUCUUGUCCCCCCAACUACUGUGCCCUCAAGAAGUUUCCUUUUAUCUGAAUAUAUAGUGCAAUAUUGUGACAAAAAAAACUUUGGGGAGCAUCACCUGUCUCCGACGGUUUCUUGUUUUAUUAUGUUUAAUAAAGGUCAUCAUUUUUCAUGUAUAUUUUUAAAUUGAAACUUUUAACAUUCCAUGUGUUAGAUACUUACAGAUGGCACAGAAAGUAGGUAUUAUCUUGGGGUUGCUCGAGUAUUUUAGCCUCACAAUAGGAAAACUGGGCUUAACCCUUUCAGUGCGGGAACCGAAUUUUGAAGGCCUUUGCAAACAGUUUGGAUCCAGAUGAGACGCCACAGAACAUGGCGUCUCAUCAGGAUCCAAACUGUUUGCUAUUUUGAUAAUAUUCUUUGAAAAAAAUCGAAGAAAAUGCUAAUUUUAGAAAUUAAGCAGACGAAAUUUUAGCAGACGACAAAUUUCCCAGCAUGCAAAGGGUUAAUGCAUUGGCUUGAAGUGAUGUCCCAGAUUGGCCUGUUCAGUGUUCACAAGCUAAUCACUGACGACACUUUCAGCCUAGAUUUUAUUUUUGUAAACAAGAGACUUCCUUAAAAUGAAAAAAUUCCAUUAAAUCGCAAAGUGUCAUCCCUGAUAAAAUAGAAUGUAAAUACCAUAUUGAUAACCAUUUUACAAUUAUUUGGUGCAAAAAGGAUUACACAAAAAAUGAUGGCUUAUAAUAUUUCAAUAACAGCUGUUGUUAUGCUCCCCGAAUUUUUUGGGGGAGCAUAUAGUUGCCAGUUUGAAGUUCCGUACUUCCGUCCUUCCGUCAUACUUUUGUUACAGUUUCUCAUAACUCCUUCAAUAUUUGUUUGAUCUCUUACAUAUUUGGCAUGUAGGUACCUUGCAUGGACCUCUACCUUUUGAUGAGGUUUGAGGUCACAAGGAUUAAGGUCACCAAGGCUAAUAAUAGAUUUUUCCGUCACAAUUUUGUUACAGUUUCUCAUAGCACCCUCAAUAUUUGUCUGAUCUCUUAUAUAUUUGGCAUCUAGGUACCCUUCAUGGACCUAUACCUUUUGAUGAGGUUUGAGGUCACUGGGGUCAAGGUCACCAAGGCUAAUAAUAGAUUUUUCCGUCACAAUUUUGUUACAGUUUGUCAUAGCGCCUUCAAUAUUUUUCCUACAUAUUUGGCAUGUAGGUACCUUGCAUGGAACUCUACCUUUUGAUGAGGUUUGAGGUCAAGGUCACCGAGGCUAAUAAUAGAUUUUUUAGGUGCUUAUUAACACAUAGAUUGAAAAAGCGCAUCAUCUGGGAUCAUCCAUCAGUUUCACUGAUAUUCUUGUGUUUGAUACAUGUUUUAAGUGUACGUUGGUUUUGUACACUUGUAUUAUUGUCUUAACAUGUGUUAUUGUUUUCCCAUGAAAGGGGCGAGUGGCAGAUUGACCCAGGGGCUCUUGAAAAAUGUCAUCAUUUGGGUCAAAGUUCAUACUCUAGAACCAAUCUGACCCAUAUUGGCUUAAACCACUCAGUGAGAGAGGGAAUGAGGGUAUGAGUCAACGUAAGGCUAUACAGAUUGAGUUGUUCUUGUAAAAUAUAGAAUUAAUCAUGUCUUAUGUUUCUUUGCUUCCUUCUUUUGGAUGAUUACCAUUCUGAUUUUCCCUCCGAAGGAAAACUACCUGAAAACUCCCCAUAAGGAAAAGGGAUUAAAGUGAGCUUGAUUAGCAAACUAUUAAACUUCCAGUAUGUUUGUCACAAAUUAUUUGCAGUAUAAAGCCUUAAGGGUCUACAUGGUCCGAAUCUAAAGUCCCACCAAAGUCGGAUGUAUGGGUCAGGCAGAUUAUUGAAAUGAAUUAUUCCUGCAAGUCGGGAAUCACUUCCAAUGUGAAGUGUUAUAUUGCUGCCACUCAUCCCUGGCUUUUAUAUUGGUGUGUGUACUGUAUGUUUUAAUUGUAAUUUACUGCUUUAGUGUCUUCAUUGUAAUUUGCCGGCAACAGUAAAGUUGUUGUUCAAUCACUAGUGAAGUGAUGGAGUUACUUGUACCUCAGUUAUUUGAGGAUUUACACAAGGGAGUUAUGAAUUUAGUAGGCUGGACCUUUCAGUGGACCCCUUGACCCAAACCCCCAUUUGCAUAUUUAAUACAUUGAAGUCAUUAUGCCACAACAGAUUGUGAAGCAAAAUGCAUUGCUUUUGUCUGUCUGUCGGUACAUAUCUCGAGUAACUCGCAGUCUGUUCAGGUUUUAUGCUGUUUGCUGCUCAUCAGUAUCUAAGGGUUGGAAAUGAAGCCAUACAAACUUGAAUUUAGUGAUAAAGGUCUUGAAUUAAAUUAACUUUCUUAGGUACAACAAAUACAUAAAAAUUCGUAUCUAAGUGAUAAAUGGUUAAUAUGUCUGUGUCCAGUCAACAUUUUUUGUGGGUUCAUCAAUGUCAGGGACACAUUUCUAGUUUUAUGUAAUUCUAUAAUAUUGCCUUCUAUGAAAUAAACAUAUUCCAUAUAUUUACUUAUUUUACAGUAUGUAGGGGGUUUCGACAUCUUCUGUCAGUUUUUUACACAACAUUUACGGUUAUAUUACCGGUAAACUGCAUAAACUUAUGUGCACUUUUUAUUGUUGUUGUUUUAUAGAUUUUAAAUUAUCAUUGUUGAUAAUGCUAUUUGUGACUUAAAUCACUCAUCAACAUUAGUCAUCUUUAAUGAUUUUGUUUAUGUCGCCAGCAUCUGCUUAUGCCAAGUGGCUGGUAUAUAGCACUUGGCCUUGCUGUUGUUCUGUUGGUCUGUCAAUCCGUAGGAGGUUAACCCUUAAUGACAAGUUUUGUAUUUCACCAGUAAUGCUUCCUAUAAAGCUUUGGUACUUGCAUAGAUGGUAUCUAUGAACACUAUCAACACACCCAUAUAAGCUGACCUCAUCCAGACCUUGACGUUUACCCAUCUUAGGAUUUAGGUGAAUUCAGAUGAAUUUAUUGAAACCAAAUGACUUGCUUUGUCUGAUGUCAAUACUACUGGGUACAAAACUUAGAUACUUGCAUGAAUGUAAACUAUCGCAGCACAUCCAGAUCCCCUGACCUCAUUUUGACUAAUCCAUGUUGGACUAAAAUGGAUUCAGAAGGUCAAAUUUCUUGGUUAACCAAAAUGGACCUUUACUCAAAACUCACCACACUCCCAACAUCUGACCUAAUUUUAACAGUGACCUAACUUUGGACUAUUUCAAAUGGGACUUCGAGUUGACUAGGUUUCCAUCAGGGACAUCAGCAUGUAUUUAACGGGGCAUGUUUCUUUUUUAAGGCAUUGUAUAACUUACAAACUAUUAACAACUAUAAUGUACUAUAACAGAAACAAUUUUAAAAAGUACUUUUGGAAAUAUAAUGUUAUCAGUAAUUUAAUCAAAUUUAUUCUUUUUAUGAAACAGUGUAUGUUAACAAAUGCAUAGAUGUUCAGGGAUAUUAUCAUUACCAACACAAAUAUUGUACUGGUAUAUUUAUUGUUAAUAAGGUUUGAAAAAUUAAAAACAAAAGUCAUUCACAUGUUUAUUGUGAAUAAUUUGUGACAUCUUUUUAAAUUUAGUUGUUUCUUUUGAUUCCUGUUUUUUAUAGUGUGUAUUUUAAAUUCAAAUCAUUUUUUUUAACAUUCAUUAUGUGAUAAAAAUUGUGAAUAUAGUGUAACCAAUAUAAGUUAAAUUUGAACAUUAAAUGCAAGUUUGAAAAUAUUAUUUUUAUAUAUUUUAUCGAGUUAUACUAUAAUUGCCGUAAUUGCUAUUAAUCUUAUUUCAUUCUGUUCUUGUUCAAUAUACAAAAUAUGUAAAUGAAGCUUUUAUUGUUAAGUGAAAGCCAUUAAAAUUUGGAGCAAAUACAUGUUAAAGCACUGGCAGAAUAUUUACCGGGUAUAUGUUAUCAAUAUAGACUUGUGUUAGCAUUAGAUAUGUCAUUUGUUGUUGGGUCAUGUGGUGUAUGUAUUUUUGCAUUAAAACAUUUGUAUACUUUUGUGGAUAGUGGUAUUAGUCAUUUAAAAAGAAAUAAGUUUUAAUUUAUUAUUAUUCACUUGUAUGAACUACUAACGAUUUUGUUAUGUGAUUUCCAUAAAUUUAAGUUUAAAAUGAUUUAGAAUGAACAAUCAGUGUAUACAUGUAUGUCUAAACCAGAACUCAUAAAUCAUUUUAAUUUUAACAUUGUCAGGUGUGAUUGUUUUUGUCUUUUCUUUAAACGUUGAUGUUGAAGUUUGUUAAUUUAAGUUUACAUUUUGAAAAAUGUUUCAUUUGCGAACAGACACAAAUUUAACGUCAUUCAAUUAUGCUAAAAUUAUUGUGGUUUAAAUAAAAGGAUAUUUCCAAAAAAAAGAAAUAUAUUUGUGUACAUAUGAUAUACCAUAAUUAUAGUUCAUAAGGAAUAAACUAUGUACAAAAUAUUAUGAUAGGAGCAAAUGUACAUUACUUUUAUUCCUAGCUCUAUUCAUAUACAUGUUUGUCACUAAUUAAAUAUACCUACGUAGUAUGUUGACAUUUUCAGUUGUUACAAAAAUAUGUGUUUCGACUCAUCUUUACUUAUCUGUAAAUUGUUGAUUAUUAAGCAUGACAAGACAUCAUUAUUUAUCUAAAGAUGAUGAAUUAAUACAUGUAAUAACAUUACUUCAUUAUUACAAGAUGAAAUUUUAUUUUGUGACAAUCUUAAAAAAAUAUUACACGCUUUGGAAAAUUGUUACAAGCUUUGGAAAGUUAUUCUUCCUCUAAGAAGAGAUUUUUGGUUUACUUUUUAACUUAAGGAAACCUGUCUUGUUUUGUAGAAUGAUUUAAGAUAAUGUCCUGAUUUUGUUAGUUAAAAUAAUGCGUAAAAAUGGUCAGACAUGUGUGUUCAGGGUGGGAAAUUAUGGUUUAGGGUAUAUACCUGUAUAAAUGUCAUAUUGUGUCAGUGUUUUGUUUUAUUCAACUGUGUUGUAUAUUGUUGGUAGUAGUAGACUUUUCUAUUUAUUUCCAUUGGUGCUAUGGUCUUUAGAUUGUAUAAUGUUUUACUAAGUCAUUUCCAAAAAAAUCACUUUAUUAAUUUAUUUUGCAACUUUUAUGAUUUUUGACUUUCUUGUGUUUUCAAAUGGAUAUGCUUUAUUUUCUUGAAAAUAAAUAUUGUAAAAAUA